This is a messenger RNA of Myotis myotis, 9959 nucleotides long. It is a transcript of the gene CUNH4orf54, whose product is annotated as chromosome unknown C4orf54 homolog. The transcript is spliced from 3 exons. The record is from RefSeq and is a predicted model, not a curated record. Lineage: Eukaryota; Metazoa; Chordata; Mammalia; Chiroptera; Vespertilionidae. The coding region runs from base 1 to 5448 and encodes 1815 amino acids.
AUGGAGCGAUUCUACAAUAACGUGCUCUUCUUUGCACAAGAAGAUAACGCUACUUAUUCAUCUUCGUGGAAAAGGACGAGGCUUCACCAGAAACAGCACAUACUUUCCUUCCCUUUCUGGGAGCCCGAGGGUCGGCCUACAGAUGCUGCUCCUUCCAUGGCCGAUGGCGCCCGGUCUCCUGGCUGCCGACGGUGCCAAGCGAACAACUGGACAGGACAGCUCAGCUCCAGGAAGGUGGCCACAGUCUCGGCCAGAGCAGCAGCCCCCCAGCCACAGACCUCCUCUGCCCCCCCAGCCAGGAGCCUUCCCACCUCCCUCAGCCUUGCCUGGGCCCCGCCACAGGGGCUGAAGAGCUGGGAGGUGGUGGCCACAGCGGCGGUGGUGUCUACAGCCUUCGGGCCAGUCCAGGCACGCAGGACCCUGCUCCGGGCAACUCUGCGGCCCCUCCAGGGCCAGGGAGGGACCCAGGACAACCCCGGUGCUCACCACUGUCUCUUCCUGUCCCUGAUACCGGGGCGAGGGCUCAGAAUGGAAGCCGCUGUUCCUGAGCCGAAUCCGCAGGCCAGACCGAGGGAGGUGGGGGACGGGGUGAGCGGAGCUCAAGAUAGCCAGGAGCUGAAGCAGCAGCUGCAGCCGUGGCCUGAGCCACCAGCCUCCUCCCAGCAAGAAGGGAAAUAUGUGGAGAUGUGCGCUGCUGCCGGAGCCCAGAGGGAGAGGCCCCCGGCCAUGGAACUGAGUCCGGAGUGCUCAGCUGGGGACCCCAGGGCCUCUAAGAGUCCCGAAGAGGGAGCCCUAGACGAGCCCAGCAGUCCAGAGGGUAAGACUCCGACCUCCCAGAGGAACCCUGCUUCUGUGGAGCUCACCAGAUCCCAGCUCUCUGGCACUGAUGGCAGCAGCGACUUCUCCUCCUCCUCUGCCACCUCCUCCCCGGUGGACAAAGCAGAAGGGGGCCUUUUCAAGGAUGAAGCCAGCACGUCAACAGGGGCUCUGGCCACCUCGUCCUCCUCUUUAGGCUUUGAGAGCGACAGCGGUGAGAGUGCAGGGCGCUGCCAGCCCAGGGGGGAAGCCGGGGAGGGAAAGGCAGGAGGAGGUGCAGGAGGACGAGGAGCAGCGGGGGCAGAAGCUGGGACAGAGUGCAGGGACAUUAUUGCCAAGUCCCAGGGAAGCAGGGGGCCCCCCAAACCCGAGGAGGCUCACUACAUCACCACCCACGAGAUCCAGCUGAGCGAGGUGGAGCAGGACAUGGAUUUCGACGUGGGGCUCGCCUCCCACUGGGAUUUCGAGGACAACAACGUGAUCUACUCAUUCGUGGACUACGCUUCCUUCGGUGGCAGCGACGAGACCCCGGAGGACAUCACCACCCCAACCGAAGAGGAGGACAACAGCUGCUACCUCAGCACCACGCCCAGCACCAGCGCCCCCCGCACGCCCAGCCCCUUCAGCAGUGACCCUCCCCGCCCGGGCGCAGGCAGCAGUGGUCGGGACACCAGCAGCACGGAAGUGGGCAGCGGCCCUGCUGACGGCGGCCCCACGCCCCCACCCACGGGGCCUGGCACUGCCCCCGGGCCCGAGCCCUUGCCGGAGCCCCCGGAGGCAGUGGCAGGGGCAGCCGCCGCCGCCAGCAGCUGUGGGAGUGCAGCAAGCCAGAUCCUCCUAUCAAUCAAGCCGACUUCCCGGGCUAUAAAUGAGCCUAGCAACGUGCGUGCAAAGCAAAACAGUCCUCACGCUGCCAAGCAUGAAGGCGACAUGAGCCUCCGCGGCCCCACAGCUGCUGAACACCGCUCCAGUCCCCCGAAGCAGGACCGGGCUGCAGCCGUGGCUCAGGACCAUGCAAAGAAAUUCAUCGCUGUCCCUGCUCGCCUGCAAACCCGCUGCGGGGCGGUGCGGGCCAAGGAGCUGGUGGACUAUGCCAGCGGGGCCUCCAGCGCCGUGAGCGAGCUGGACGAUGCGGACAAAGAGGUGGGUAACCUGACCUCCCGCGCCUUCCGGAGCCUGGCGUACCCCUACUUCGAGGCUCUGAACAUCAGCUCCCGGGAGUCCUCCACGCUCUCGGAGGUCGGCUUCGGGCGUUGGUCCACCUUCCUGGACCUCAAAUGCGGGGGCGUGGGAGCCCGGGUGGAGCAGAGCCUGCUGCGGAGCAGCGCGGCCUCCGUGGCCGCCGGGCUGCGCAAGGGCGGCGCGGCCAGGCCAGCUGCCGACCAGCUCUGCAUCCACGCCAGGAAGUCCCAGACCAAGGCCCUGGAGUUCGUGGUCAGCAAAGUCGAGGGCGAGAUCAAACAUGUGGAGACGCCUCUGUGUUUCCAGAAGCAGCUGCAGACGGGCUCCCGCGUGGUCACCCUGCUGGAACCUCUGAAUCUGCGCAGCGACAGCAAAGCCAGCUCCGGCCCCGGGCCCUGCAGGGCCCCCCAAGGCCCCGGUAAGGGCCCCGGCUCGGUGUACACGGACGACGGCUCGGAGGCCCCCGAGAGCAGCAGGCCUGCGCCCCGCGCCGAGGGCCCGCAGAAGAAGUCCAAGUUCGCUUCCAGUCUGCUCAAGAAUGUCAUCUCCAAGAAGAUGCAGCGGGAGCACGAGUUCAAGAUGGAGAGGGGCGAGGUCACGGACACCUCCCACCGGCACCUCUCCAGAGCGGCCAGGGAGCCAGAGGGCGCCCCCGGCGGCGAGCGGCCGCGGGACAGGGCCCUGCAGAGGCAGAGCUCCCGCCACUCGGAGGCCAGCUCGGAGUACACGGUGCUCAGCGUGUCGGAUGCGGGUGGAGAGGGGCCCGUGGCGGGGUCCAAGUCCCCCAUCUUCAAAGCCAGCGCCCCUCGGGAGAGCCAUGCAGGCUCCGUCCGCAGCGCAGAGGAGGUGUGCGAGAUCAAACAGAGCGCCUCCGAGACGGUCAAGGGCAUCUUCCUCCGCAGCCAGAACAGUGCGUUCAGGUCCUGGAAGGAGCGAGAGGCCGAGAAGCGGGAGGACAAAGCCCCCGUAGGGAAGCUGAAGCUCCCCAAAGGGGGCGACUGGAGGGCUGAUCUCGGGGAGGUCUCGGCCAGCAAGUCCACCAUCAUGUCCCGUCUCUUUGUCCCCAACAUCCAGCAGACACCCAAGGAGAAGCAGCCCGGGAAACAGGCCACCAAGUACCCUGCGGCCCAGGCCACCUCCACUGCCGUGGUCGGGCCCAAGGCCCCGGAAAUCAAGAUCCGGUUGGGCAGCGUGCAGCAGCCAGGCUCGGACUUCAGCAUCGCCAAGCUGCUCACGCCCCAGCUGGCCGGCGGCAGCUCCUCCGGCCUCCUCAAGGCAGCCGAGGACAACGCCCGGGGCCCACAGAAACUCUUCCGGGGGGACAGCCUGGAAAAGGUGCCCCAGUUCCAGGUGAGGGACGUCAGGGACAAGUCCAAGGCCCAGGGCCCCCUCCACCAGGUGAGGGACGUCAGGAAGCUCAUCAAGGGGUCCGGAGACAGCAGCGACAAGGGCAGCGUGACCCCCGAGCAGGGGCUGAGCGGGCCCAAGCCCAGGCUGCUGGCUGCUGCCGCUGGCGGAUCCAGGUCCCUGUCCCCCUUGGUGAUCACGUGCCAGGCCGUGGUGAACCAGAGGGAGGACGGCACGGACCGGGAGCUGGGGGAGAGCCUGGGUAGAGGGGGCAGUGGCGGCCUGAACCCCUCCUCGCCAGAAGGGACGGUCUUGGUUCACCGGGCAUCUGGGAGGCUGCCCGUGGCCACCAUCGCCCCCAAUAAGCCCGAGCAGGGCUCCUACCUGCCUGUGCUCAAGAUCAUCUCCAAGGCCUCUGCUCAGAAGACCCCAGAGAAGGCCAAGGACGAGGAGGCCAAGGAGGAGGGGAAAGGCCCCAAGCCAUCGCGGAACGCCCUGGAGAAGCUGACGGCCGCGGUGCGGUCCAUGGAGGAGCUCUACAGCUUCGACAGGCACGAGUGGAAGCGCAAAAGCGACCCGUUGCCCACGAUGACCGACAGCCACGUCCUGUCGCUCAUCGCUAGCGAGGAGAGGGGAGGGGCCGGCGGGGCGGAGGGGGACCCCGACAAGCCGGCCAAACGGCUGGGUGAGGUGGGAGAGCAGGGCACGGGCCACAAGGACGGAGUGGUCCUGCGAGCGGCCCCCUUGGAGCGCCUGCAGCGGAGAAACUCCAACCCGAGCUCCGAGAGCGUGUCUGCCCGCGCGGCUGCCUUCGAGAACCUGGCCAGGGAGCGGCCCCGAUCCCUCUAUAUUCCCCCAGCCCACAAAGAUGGGGAGAGAACCCAGCCCCUGCAGCCCCUCCCCCCACUCCCCAGCAACAGGAACGUGUUCACGGUGAGUGCCAGCAGCAUCCAGAAAACUGGGGGUGUCGCUGGCAAGUUCCCCCAAGGGCUUUCUCCAGAGAGUCCUUCCGCAACAAAGGGCAGCAAGUCUCAGGGACUUCGGUCCCUCAAGAUCUCUCCGGCCACCCGGGCACCGCUUGAUGAGGCGCUCAACAGGAAACAUGGCAGCACCUUGGUAAAGAGCAAUAGUGACUGUGAAAAUUACCUGACCAUCCCCCUUAAAGGAAGCUCUGCAGCUGGGCCUGGGGCGAGGAGGGAGGUGCCCCCAGCCUCCUCUGCAGCCACUCUCUGCAGCUUGCCCCCCCUGAGUGCUCGCAGUCAGGUCCCCAGUUGCCCCAAAGGUUCCCAGGUCAGUGGAACCAGCCGGCCAGCAUGGCCUACCAAACCUGACAACCCACGGCAGUCCAUCGCUGCCCCCUCAGGGCCUCAGAGCCCCGGGCAUCCCCCCACUGCUAUCUACCACCAGCAGCCACUGCCCUUCCCCCUGCAGGGGGCCCAGCCCCAGGUCCUUUGCUUCUCCCCACCUGGCAUGCCUGCCCCGGCACCUGCAGGCCCAGCUCCGGUGCCCACAGAUGCCUUCCAGCAGCCACAGCCUCAGCAGACCCAGCGAAAGAUGCUCCUGGAUGUGACGACUGGCCAGUACUACCUGGUGGACACACCGGUACAGCCCAUGACCCGGAGACUGUUUGACCCCGAGACAGGGCAGUAUGUGGAUGUGCCCAUGACCUCCCAGCAGCAAGCAGUGGCUCCCAUGUCUCUCCCUGUGCCUCCCUUGGCCCUGAGUCCUGGGGCCUAUGGACCCACCUACAUGAUCUACCCUGGGUUUCUGCCCACAGUGUUGCCUACCAGCGCCUUGCAGCCCACACCAGUUGCUCAUACUCCAGGGGGGAGUGAGCUCUCCCAGAUGGCUGCAGAGAGCCCCAGCAAAGAGCCAGCUGCCAAGUUCACCGAGGCCCCAUAUUUCAUGGCCUCUGGUCAGUCUCCCACCUCCGCUUCUUCCUCGGCCCCAGCAGCCACAUCCCAGCUGGUGGGGGCCAAGGGCUUCGCCCAGCUGCACGGCAAACCUGUCAUCAGCAUCACUUCCCAGCCCCUGGGGCCGAGGAUCAUCGCGCCCCCCUCCUUCGACGGCACCACCAUGAGCUUUGUGGUGGAGCACAGAUGAUGGGCAGUCACCAGGAAGCAGGACGGAGCCGCUGCUGGAGCAAGACAGAAAGAUGGACUAUUCUUCUUUAAUCUGAAGGUUGCAUUGUAACAGCAGUAAGAAUUCAUCUGAAAAACUUCCUCUACAUGUGUUAUUCUUAGCUUUUGCUUCUUAUAAACCAAGUGUGUAAGUUUCUAUAUUUUCCUGAACAACGCUGUUAAGAAAGUUUGUGCUAUUUUAGUUUUACUAGGCUGAUUGAAUGGUUGCAUUAUCACCCUGUAAAAAUCAUUUCUUUUUAUACUUAAUACAGGACAUAAGCUUUUUAUUUAUCUUUUCCUCCAUUUGGCUAGACAGAAUAGCCCUUAAGUAUUUUCAUAGUUCAAUCAAACCAUACAGCAGAGUGGGAUUUGUUCUAUUGUAAACCAAACCAGUAAAUCAAUAACUUGGAAUCCAAAUCGCCUUAAAGGUUCUUGGAAUACAUGAGGACUAGCUGGUAGAAUUGCAGCACAUGCUUGGAUUUUAAAUAUGAUGGGUCCUCACUUAGAAUCAUGUACCAGCCAAGCCUAGUCAUUCUCUUGGUUUUAAUCUACACGCUCUUUUAGUGGGUUUAGCAUGAUUUCAGAUGUGAUUGUGAAAAAUAGUGGUUUUAACUUUGUGCUUUGUUUUAAUUUUCCAAUUUGUACAAUGUCAUGACACUAUUUGUUGUCUUAAAAUAGAAUGGCUUAAAAUACUGAAGAGCCAGUGAUUUCAAAUUAAGUUCUUAGUCUCAGGAAGGUAUAAAAUAUCUAUUUCCCUUUAGUAACCCAAACUUCGUUAUGAGCGUAUAGCAUUUUUUUGUCUUCUUCAAUGAUUCCCUCCAUAGUUGCAUACUCCUGGCUCUCACGGAUUGUUUGGAGUCCGAAGAGUGACUGGUUUGGGGUGAUAGAGCAGAAUGUAAGCUCCUGUCCAGUGGCUCUGGAUCUCUCCAGCCAUACCAAGAGCAGUGACCUAGGGUUACAUCACUUGUUCGUUGUGGUUGUGAGAGAUGACAAGAGUCCAAAUCACAGAAUCUUUCAUCGACAUUCAGUACUGCCUCAGUUGUAACCCAGUUCUGAAGGCCAUUUUAAUGCGUGUUCACAGUGAGUCUUGAAGAGUUGAUAGAUCAAAUAUUUAACUUGUCAGAAUUAAUAAGUGUGUCAAAUAUAUAUUUGACAAAUGUUACAUUAGAAUAUUUUUUACUGAUUAAAAGAGUACCUGGAAGGUUUUCCCAGGCUUUCUAAUUUAAGGAAUCCCCUCUUCUUUACUGUUGUUCAAAGAUAAAGCAUUCUGGUAAUUUUUAAAAAGCCUUAUUUUGAUUUUAAUAGUCAUCAAUAUUUGGUUUCUGCUUAAAAAUUAUUCUUGAAGCAACAGAAUUUUAUGCUAUUCAUGACUGAAGGUGUGGGUAAAAAGUGAUGAGACUGAUUUUUGUAUGAUUUAUGUAAUCUCAUUAUUUUGUAGUUAUGCUUCCUAUCUCAGACUCUUAAAAAAUAACCCAGUUUCACUUUCAAGGCCUUCCUUACAGGGAUAUUUUUUUUCUAGAAAAUAUGUUGGAUAAAAGGAAAGGUUUGAGGGAGAAAUAAUUGGCUCUGCUCGCAAUUCAAUCAAUCAUUGGGUUGAGGAGCUAUGAAAUGCAGUGAUAGCCUCUAUGAGACAUGAAACAGGAAAUAUGAAGCAGCCUCUGAAUAUGGAAAAGAUGCCCUUGUGCUGUAUUGGGGAAAGUAUCAUUCCUUUGUCAUAGAGGUCUUCUUACCCAGGUGCACCAGCAGAUCCGCCCCAGAACUUACUGAAUUUUUCACCGUUGGGACCUAGUUACAGCAUCAGCCCUUGCUCAUUUUCAGUGGAGAUUGACUUGGUAUGAGGUCACUUUGGGUGGGUAGUACUAGAAUUGAUAAGAUUGGUUUAAAACUGUGUGACUUGGAGGAAACGCCAGUGGUCAUGCUGAGGAGUCAACUGCUUGCCUGCUCUCCAAAAUGAGAGACUCCCCUUUCCUAGAAUAUGUGGUAAAGUUCUAUCUACCAAGGUUCUGGGGCCCCAUCUGCUACUUACCAUGAUUGAUCACCAGCAGACCUGAGCCUUAAAUUCUCACAUUGAGGUAAACUAGGACAGACACCAGGAAAGAAAGGAGAACUUCUCACUUGUUGGUUCUAUCAGAGAGGCCAAGUCCGCUGAAGAGCUGACAAGGGUAUAGUAAAUGUCUAAGUGGUUAAGAAUGUAACUUUAAAAUAAUAUUCUAUGAAUAUGACAUUGUUUAUUGAUAAUUUUGUGGUUCUCUAUUUCCUUAAGCCAUACAAAGCUGCUAGGCCAUUUACUACCUCAAAUGAUAGUGAAGAACAUUUUAGAAGACCUGAGAUAAAUCUAAAUCCUCAUCGUCAUUGUUUUAUCAUUUCUUGAGGUUGCAUUGAUGUUUGAAUGAAGUGGUGGUGCCCUUCCUUUUCAACCAAAGUUAAGUAGAAUAAAAGUCUAUAAACCUUCCAACCCAUAAAACUAUCAUCUUAACUCCGUCCCUUUAGCUCCUGAACUACCCUCUUAUGUUUCAAUACACAAAACUAUUUGUGAAGCAUGUGGCAUUUCCUAGAUAGUACCUUGCACUCACAUCAAAUUAAAUUUGCAAAGUUUGGCUUUUGCCAUUUUCUCUCAGGGUUACAAAUAUGACUCCGUUUUCCAGAGGAACCACAGUGCAUUGUGGGUAGAAAUGCUGACCCAUUUCCUCUUUUUUUUUUCUUAUGGUUAAAUUGUCAGGUUGAAAUAUACUCUAUUUGAUUUGUUUUUGGAAAACUGAACAUAUUUAUAACCAGUAUGAAAAUUAAAUUCACCAGAAUGUUUUUUCUUAAAACCACUCACUGAAAUUGCCCUAGGGUUAAAUAAAGCCCAGAUAUGCAGUCAGUGACUUAGCUUAUAGGCUGUCUGUAUGUCUAUAUAUGUCUUUGUGUAUAUGGCUCUUUCUGUAUCAUUGAGUAAAUAAGUUAAAACUAAUUAGAUCUUGAUAUCGCUAUAAUAAUUCUCAACUGUUACACACAUUUCAAAUUCAUCCUUAGAUCACUAGGAAAUGCCUAGUAAUAUAAAUUGUUCUUUAAUUUCAGAUUUAACUUUAUUUUUGCCUUUUGAGGAGAUUUAAUGUGCUUAAAUUAUUUUCACACUCCAUGUGUUUGCUGCAAAUUGAAUGUUCAUGCUACCUGAAAUACUUUGGACUGCAAGACAGUAUUGAUUACUAAGUAGAUUGACUAUACUCAUGAUACAUAUAUAUAUAUACUGGUACAUAUAUAUGUGUGUGUGCAAGAGAAAACAUAUUCAAUGAUAUUCUCUGUGUUUAAAAACUAUCAUGGUAUAUAUUUUCCUAUGUGGUGCUUGAGGAGUUUCAUUCUACAGUUUACAAGGUGUAGGUUUGCACCCCAAAUUCUCAGGGUAUGCUAUUUUACCCAAAUACUUGAAAGAAAAAGGUGCCCUGUAUUUUAUCAGUACUGUUGAGGGGGAAAAUGAUAAAUUAUGUGUAGGUUUGUUUUAGAAAAAUCAAAUUCAUAAAAUAUGUCAGCCUUUUACAGAAUUUCUAAGGAGAUAUACAUAUAGAUAUGAUAUAUAUUUUCAAGAGACUGUUUCUACAUUCUUAACUAACUUCUGGGUCCUCAGUAGACCUUACAGGUGCAUAAAAUCAUUAAUAAAACAUGUAGCAUUUGCUAAAUUGUACUUUGAACUUGAAUCUAAUCAGAAUUGUAGACUCUGGGGGAAAGUGUGUUUAUCCGUGGCACAUGUGAUUACAAGCCCAGGGGAGGAUUCUGAAAAUUAGACUUGUUUAUAUGCCCCAUGUCGCAGAAGAAAACUGAACUUCACAGCAGUGUUUGUAAGCUGUUAAUAUUCUUGUUCCAUGUUGCAACUAGAGCAUAUUAUUAAAUGUAUUCCCAUUUAAUUCUUUAAUUCACAAUGGUGCAGAAUAAAACACACACAAUACAUAUAAUUUGAUUUCUUUUUUAAGUUUCAUAAUUGCUUUUUACAAGCUAGUGUUAAUGGCAGAGUUCUUUGAAAUUACCUAUCAUACCCAUAUCUAUUUUCUAAUGGGCAGCCCUCCCCCGCCCCUUUUGAAGAUGAAGGUUUCUAUAUUUACAUUUAAAGAAUAUUAUUGUACAGUAAAGACAGUGGUGGUUGAAAAGAAUGUGAAGACUGAGGAAGUUAUGUCCUAAAAAGAGAAGAGUAAAUUGUGUGAUGAAUGAAGAAAGACAUUGGAUAAAGCUGAAUUAUAUCCCUGGCUAUGAAAAAAGCCAGUGGUAAAUGGAAAGAAUAUGGACUGCUUUCAAGAUAGAAAUCUUGGUGGAUGUGUUCCUACCUUAGGUCUGAUGCAACUCAGAGAGUGCACUGAACUUGGCCAGUGGGACUGUGAAUCCAGCCCAAUAUCUCUGAGAAUUACAUUCUCGGUGUAUUGCAAAUGGAGAAAACUACUUAGACAAGGACUCUGUGAGACUAGCCUACUGACCUUAAUUGCCAGCAUUGGUAGGUGAUUGUGCAAUCUUGCAUAAUGGUCUUUU